AUGGCUGCACACGCGCUCCUCCUCUGCUCCCUCGCCUUGCUGUCCGCUCUCAGCCGGCCCGGCCUCUCCUUCUCCGAGGACGAGGAGCUGCAGCCGGGACUCAUCUAUGAAGAAGUGCCUGAAAUCCUGGAGAGGAGAGGCUUCGAUGGAGCGACCGUGGUUCACAGAGAGGCCGAGUGCAGUGGCUCAGCGCUCUAUGGCAACAGAGGCCAAACGGACUUGUUUACAAGUUUGUGGAGCAGGCACCACACCUUCCCUCUGCUCAGCAGCACGCAGCACAGGCACAGACGAGGGGUGAUAAGCAUCCAUCCGUCUGUGGGCGCCAGCGAGGAUGUCCACCGGAAAAUAAUCGAUGGAAAUGCAUCGAUCGAGAGGCAAUCAAUCUUAGGAGGUUUACCUUUCGACAAGCCCAUUAUAACUGGCUAUUGUGUGGAGAUUAACAAAUCAGCCCAGAUGAUCGCCGAGGACAGGAUGGGACAGAGGACACAGUCGCAGCAAUGGCUGGACCAUCACAACAAGGAAAACCGACCAUGUCAAGAUGGUGGUUACGGCUUAGAAAGUGAAGAGUUUGUUCUGUCGCCGGAAGAUGAAAACCCGCUCAGGAGAAUACUGCAGCCAUUUAACUGGCACCAGAACGGGAUGUCUACCAGUAAGAGGAAGCUGCUCCAGUCUCUGAUGGGACCGUACGGCCCUCUGAGUGUGUCUUACAAUGGGAAGACCUGUAUCCUCUUCAAGGCAAAGCGCCUGGCAAUCCGCUACAGAAACCAUACCUUCAUCGAUCUGACCGAGAGGGUCUUUAACACCAACGCACCGGUGGACACUAAAGGUUCCAUCUGCACCAAGGAGAAAGCCACGCUUUCAUUGAGGUUCGGUGACGUGGAGGAUUUACGAGGUCUAGUAAUCAGACUUCAGAUGUCCAACACGUUUUACGAGGCCGCCGGUCAAAACUGGUUCACACUGGACAGCGUUCACAUCCACUACAACUGGACCCAGGAGGCCACGUUCAACGCCAGCGAGGUCUACGCUCCGGCCACCUCCUCCUACCAUUGCCAGCACGUCAGCAGCCUGCACAAAUAUGACACCCUGCUAGUGCCCAGCUCCCACACUGACACAUCAGCAAACUGGCACAUCACUUUCACUGAUUUCCAGAUCCAGGCCUUCAAUGUGCUGUCGGACAAGUUUGCGUCGGCCAGCGACUGUGCCACUUUCCUGACGCCGGCCAUCCUGAUGGGCCUGGUGACGUCGUUGAUCCUGCUCCUGGUCCUAGCCUACGCCCUGCACAUGGUGGUACACCUCAAGCACAUCGACCGCUAUGAGGAACACAAAGCUACAGUCUACUUUCCCCGUAGUCCGGAGGCCGAGUUGCCAGACAAGAACAGCCUGUGA
Molecule: messenger RNA, 1386 nt
Organism: Pleuronectes platessa (European plaice)
Lineage: Eukaryota; Metazoa; Chordata; Actinopteri; Pleuronectiformes; Pleuronectidae
Exons: 8
Coding region: 1-1386 (461 amino acids)
Cellular component (GO): proton-transporting V-type ATPase complex
Source: RefSeq, a predicted model, not a curated record